This is a messenger RNA of Diabrotica virgifera virgifera (western corn rootworm), 4012 nucleotides long. RefSeq names its product ATP-binding cassette sub-family C member 4-like. Lineage: Eukaryota; Metazoa; Arthropoda; Insecta; Coleoptera; Chrysomelidae. Gene Ontology annotation, molecular function: ATP binding; ATP hydrolysis activity; ABC-type transporter activity. Bases 104 to 3907 code for a protein of 1267 amino acids. The record is from RefSeq and is a predicted model, not a curated record. Gene Ontology annotation, cellular component: membrane. The transcript has 15 exons. Gene Ontology annotation, biological process: transmembrane transport.
CAUGUUUGGUACCAUUAUACUUUUUUAGUAAUUUACAAUAAGUAAUUAGCUUUAUUAUCAAAACAUUACCACAGUUUUAAAGUGUGUAAAUAACUUUAAAGUAAUGGACGUAGCAACUGAAACAAAAGAAAUUAGCCCCGAGUAUGAAGCAUGUUUAUUAUCACGUAUAUUCUUUUUAUGGACUAUUCCAUUUUUUAGAAAAAUCCUUAAUGGUACAUUGAAACUUUCUUAUUUUGCUGUUAAUGCUGAGGAUGAUGCCAAAAUUCUUUUAAAGCAGUUGGAGGAAAAAUGGGCUGCAGAAGUGAAAAGAUCAAAAGAAAACAAAGAAAAGCCGAAUUUAAAGAAAGUUGUAAUGGGAAUUUUUCGGAAACAGUUAGCAAUAAUUUACACAUUCACGGGAGUCAACUUUGUUAUUUUGAGGGUAAUUACAUGUGUAUUAUUAACAAUUUUGAACCGAACCUUUACAGAAGAGUACCGAUUUAGAGAAAGAAUAAUGUUAGGAGGCAUGGUUGUUGUCCUUGUCGUAAUUAACUAUUAUUCAGAUUAUAUUUUCCACUACCAGCUACGAAAAAUUGCAAUUAGGAUGAAGGCAGGUUUGUCUUCUUUAAUAUAUAACAAGCUCUUGGUUUUGCAUCUUCAGUCAAUGGAAGAAGCAACCGUAGGAAAGAUCAUAAAUAUUUUAGCUGAUGAUUUAGAUAGGAUUGUUCAGUACACAACAUAUUUGGGAUAUCUGAUAUUGACACCACUACAAAUCCUAACAUUAUAUGCGAGUAUGUGGUAUUUACUGGGUACAGCGGCAUUUAGUGGUGCCUUAUUCUUUACUAUCCUGUUACCAAUCAUGGUUUUAGGAAGUAAAAUCUCUUCAGUUUAUCGUCUUAAAGCAUCAAAAAUUGCAGAUAGCAGGGUAAACAUGAUGAAAGAAAUAAUAUCUGGAAUCAAAGCUAUCAAAAUGUAUGUAUGGGAACUCUCAUUCACCAAAAUCAUCAACGAUUAUAGAAAAGAAGAACUUAGAAAUAUAACUAAAUAUUUAUUGUUUCAAAUAGGCUAUUACCACUUCGCUGUUUUAAAACUAGCCAGUGCAAUUUCAGUCCUAACAAUGUUGUAUGUCAAUGGAAUCCUAUUCCCCGAAAUAAUAUUCUCUUGCAUUCAAUUUCUGGUGAUAUUGAAAAAAGGAGUCUUGGCAUUUAUGCCCCAAGCAAUGCUACUACAGUUUGAAAUUACUAAUGUGUUUGUUAGAAUUUCAGAGUUGUUACUUAUGAAUGAAGUUGAUAUCGAUAGCAAAAUUAAUGCAGAUGUGUCUGGUAUUCAGUUGGAUCAAAUCAAAGCAUCUUGGUCUACAAAGUCAUCAUUUGUUAUAUCAUCCAAUAACAUAAACAUACCAUCAAGAUCGCUUACCGUAAUCAUUGGACCUGUAGGUUCUGGAAAAUCCACUCUAUUGCAGUUACUUCUAGGAGAGCUUAAGCUAUCUUCUGGUAACAUACAGAUGAAUGGUUCAGUGUCUUACAGUGGACAAGAAUCUUGGUUAUUUACCUCUUCACUUAAAAACAACAUUCUCUUUGGCAAUGAUUAUGAUUAUAAUAAGUACCAACAAGUAGUCUCUGCUUGUAGUUUAUUGCCUGAUUUUGACCAGCUAAGAAAUGGGGACCUGUCUUGUGUAGGUGAACAAGGUGUUCUAUUGAGUGGGGGACAAAAAGCUCGGAUAAAUCUAGCAAGAGCGGUGUAUAGAGAUGCUGAUAUUUACCUUUUGGAUGACCCGUUGUCUGCUGUGGAUUCUGAAGUAGGAAAAAGAAUUUUCGAUGAAUGUGUAAAAAGUUAUUUAAGAGACAAAACUAGAUUAUUAGUAACACACCACUUGCAGUAUUUACAAGAAGCUGAUCAAAUUAUUAUUGUAGACAAGGGCAAUUUAGAAUCAUUUGAUAGUUUGUCAGAGAUAAAAUUUAAAAAACCUGAAAUUUUUGAAUGGAUACAAAAAUUAAAUAAAGCCGAUGAAACAAAGGAAACUACUGUGACGUCAAAAUUGAACCUUAAAGAUGAAUCAGACCAGAAAUUGAACUAUGUUUGUAAUGAAAAUAGAACAAAAAUAACUCCAAGGAGAGCACUGUUUGAAUACAUUAAGUCUGGUUCUUGCAUUAUUCCCCUAUUUUUAACUGUAUUCAGUGCACAACUUCUCUUAGGAUUGACUGAUUAUUGGUUGUUAUAUUGGACAAAACAAUCUUAUUCCACACACGCUGAAUCAAAAAAUGUAACAGAAAACUCCAAUGUUCAUCAUAUGAGAGAUAUUCAGUGGACUACAGAAUUCAAUACUAAUUUUACUAUAUAUUGUUCCAUCGUAUCGAGCGCAUUCUUGAUGUUAAUAUUGUCUAAUAUUUUAUUAACAAAGUUUUUUAAUACGGCAUCCAAAAAUAUGUACAAAAACAUGUACAAAGCAGUUAUCAGCGCUCCUUUGAGCUUCUUUUAUACUCAUCCAAGUGGGAGAAUUUUGAAUCGAUUUUCUUCAGAUACUACAGCAGUCGAUGUGAGAUUUGCAGACAAUCUUAAAGAUAUUUCUCAGGUAUAUUUUAUGGGUAUAGGAUCAAUUAUUCUAGUAAUAGUUUCGGAUUAUUAUAUGUCUUUUUUCGUUUUGAUUGUUUUCAUUUAUGCCAAGCUUUUAAAAUGGUAUCAAUAUAUUGGAAGUGAAUUAAAACACUUGGAAAUAACAGCCAAAUCUCCAAUAUAUACUUACAUUAACAACACUUUAAGUGGAAUAACUACAAUAAGAGCAACCAAAAAUCAAGAAAAACUACAAAAAGAAUUUAUUAUAUUAUUGAAUAACCACACAAGUGUUCUUCGUUUAAAUGUUCUAUGUGGCGCUGCAUUUUCUGUAAUUGUGGAUACAGUUUGUGCAUUCUUUUUAUUUGGAGUGAUAUUUGCACUUAUUCUUCUCAACGAAUAUGAUCACAAAAUUACUCCAGGUGUCGCAGGUCUGGCCAUUUUACAAGUAUUUCAGCUAAUGGGUGCCCUUCAGUUUGCUACACAAAAGUCCUUGGACUUCGUACAGUAUCUCAUGAGUAUAGAAAGAAUGAUAGAAUUUAGUAAAAUUGAACCUGAAGAAUUUUCUGAAACCAAAAAAAAUGGUGUAUAUAACUUUCAACCGGGUUAUUCCGGAGCUGAGGUUGUAUUUAAAAAUGUGUCGAUGUUUUACAACAAAGGAUCUUUAGUUUUAAACGGCAUAAAUGUUAGUAUAGCUUCAGGAGAGAAGGUGGGAGUUGUUGGAAGGACAGGAGCUGGCAAAUCUUCUUUGAUUAACGUUCUACUUCGACUUUCCGAAUUUAGUGGCUCAGUACAAAUCAAUGGAGUGGAUACAAAGACGAUGCCAUUGGAAAUAUUAAGAAAACGGGUAUCAAUAAUACCACAGGAUCCUGUUUUAUUUACCAAUACUGUGAGGUAUAAUUUAGAUCCGUUUGGGGAGUUCACAGAUGAUAAUUUAUGGACAGUCAUUAAACAGGUAGAAUUAAAGGACUGCAUAACAUCCUUGGACUCAGUGGUGACGUCAGGUGGAAACAAUUUUAGUACAGGAGAGAAACAACUAAUAUGUUUGGCCAGAGCAAUACUAAGAAAAAAUGAGCUAGCAAUAUUAGAUGAAGCUACAGCUAACGUAGAUCAAAGAACCGAUGAACUAAUUCAGCGCACUCUCAAGAUGAGGUUUGCCAACUUUACCCUUAUUACCAUAGCCCAUCGGCUACAAACAAUCAUGCAGACCGAUAAAGUAUUACUUAUGGACAACGGAUAUUUAGUGGAAUGUGAUCAUCCAUAUCGACUUAUACUUAAGCGUGGAAAAUUCUAUGAUCUAGUGCAGCAAACUGGAGAUGCGACCGCAGCCCAUUUGGAAGACAUGGCGUAUAAGCACUUUACACAACAUCAUUCCUAAGCAUUCAGUUCUGUAUCAAAUACAAAAGGUGGUAACAAGUGAAAGCAGGACCAGUUCAUAUGUAAUUUUCUUAAGAUCUACGUGAAUAUAAUUAAAUUAAUACAA